GACUGACUGACAGCCGCCAUGCUGCUUCCUCUCCUGCACCAGUGCGGUCGCAGCUUGCUGAAAGUCGGCGCCGUCGCGACCGUGCAGACGAGCUGCUACUCCGCCAACAUGAGCAAGCGUGUGGCCGUGGUGCUGUCCGGCUGCGGCGUCUACGACGGCAGCGAGAUUCACGAAGCCUCGGCGGUUCUGGUCCACUUGAGCAGAGGCGGCGCGAGUGUGAAAAUGUUUGCACCGAACGUGGAGCAGAUGCACGUGGUGGACCACAGCAAGGGGCAGCCCACUGAGGAGAAGCGCAACGUGCUGGUGGAGAGUGCACGGUUGGCUCGCGGAGACAUCCAGGACUUGGCUCAACUCAAUGCCAGCGACCAUGACGCCAUCAUAUUGCCAGGUGGUUUCGGGGCUGCGAAGAACCUGUGCACGUGGGCGGUGCAGGGGAAGGACUGCACGGUCAACCAUCAGGUCAAGACAGCGCUGGAGGCCUUCCAUGGCGCCGGCAAACCCAUCGGACUCUGCUGCAUUUCUCCUGUCCUGGCUGCCAAAGUGUUCCCGGGCUGCGAGGUCACGGUGGGCGUGGAGAACGACGACAAGUACCCGGACACGACCGGCACGGCGGCAGCCAUCAACCAGCUGGGCUGCAAGCACGUGAGUAAGAGUGUCGGCGAAAGUCACGUGGACGCCAAGAACAAGCUGGUGACCACCUGCGCCUUCAUGUGCCAAGCACCAAUCCACCAGGUCUAUGACGGGAUUGGCGUGAUGGUGCAGGACGUGCUCAAGCUGGCGUAGCACGCUGAUGGAGUCAAACUGCAACAAAGUAGCACUUUAGUCUGAAAGCAUCUCCAGAAUUCACGUUUGGUUGUGACAUCAUUAAACCAAUCUACCAGGAUAGAUACUCAAUCAAA
This is a messenger RNA of Synchiropus splendidus (mandarinfish), 899 nucleotides long. RefSeq lists its product as uncharacterized. Lineage: Eukaryota; Metazoa; Chordata; Actinopteri; Syngnathiformes; Callionymidae. Bases 19 to 783 code for a protein of 254 amino acids. The transcript is spliced from 4 exons. The record is from RefSeq and is a predicted model, not a curated record.